AUGCCAGAGUCAGGAUUCUCAUCGCUCCUCAACCGGGAUCUGGGCUUUGGCGGGAUCACGCCAGCCGCUCGCUCGGGAGCAAGGAAGAGCAGGGCGGGUGGAGGCGCGGCCCGGGGCUGGAGCGCGCCGUGGAGGCGGCGGGGCGGAAGCGAUCAUUACCUCCCUAAACAGGAGCGCUUCUUAGGGGGCGCGGCCCGAGGUCUUUCCCAGCCCGAGACUGGGCACAGAAACGAGAAGCGAGCGGCCCUGGGCUCCGGCGAGGGGAGAAGCGCCCCAUCCCUAGGCUCCCCGUUGCGCAAAGGCUCUUCCCGCAUCGCAUUCAAGGUCCCCUGGCCACGCAGUGGCGGGGUGCCCCCUGGCGGGGCGCGCAAGACAGAGGGCUGCGGGCUGAGGAUGCCCGGGGCUCCUGCUGAGUUAACCGCUCACUUCAGGACUCAGGAACCUGGCGGGGACGACGGUUCCCAGAGUCCGGGAUCAAGCUCCGCAGUGGAGCGUCCCUGUCAACGAGACCUGACUCAGACCCUAGGAAAUCGCGGGUAUUUACCAACCUAG
Messenger RNA from Rangifer tarandus platyrhynchus (Svalbard reindeer), 552 nucleotides. NCBI's taxonomy places the organism in Eukaryota, Metazoa, Chordata, Mammalia, Artiodactyla, Cervidae. The record is from the annotation of a GenBank genome assembly.